GAUGAUCAUCGAGAUGAUACUGACAACCUUUGACAAUGAGAACAGAACGCCCUGAAUUUGUGUCCAAAAUCAAAAACCCGAAAAAAGAAAAAAGAAAUACCUUCUAAACUUUUGUAGUACUAAGUGUAUAUACAGUAGGAGAUUUUUCAGUAGUAUUAAAAUUUUUUAAUGUCAAGAACACAAAAAUCAGGGAGCAGAUAAAGAAAAAGUUCACAUUCUCAAAGUUAACGAAUAUAAUGUAGUAGUAGUAGUACUAAUGGUAACAUGGUAUCAAAUGUGAAAGAAACAGAUUAAUAAAAAGUCAAUUAAGAGUUCAAUUAACAAAUGGGUUCAAUUAACAAAUGGGUAUUUCUUUUCUUUGUGGGUUUCCUGAUCAAACGGUUCAUGAAAUGGAUUUCAUAUACGAGAAUGUGAUUGGGGAAAAGGAAACUGUAGUUAUUAAAAUACAAACUGACAACAAAGAAGAAAAAAAGGGAGGGGGCUGGGCCUUUUGGAUAUUAAUCAAACAAUGCGAAAAAAGGGAUUUUGAAGUGUCUGCAAAUACAAGGUGAAGUUUCUUUGCACUCUCUGGCAGAAUUUUGGAAAGCCCAGAGAUUUUGAGAGGUGGGAUUUUUGAGUUAUCAGAUUUGCAGCAAGCUUUUUAGGGUUUUGAUUUGAUUUCCCAGUAGUGUUUUAGGUUUUUGGGAUUUCUUAAAAGGAGGCAUUGGUGCCUUAUACUUAUUGGCAAGCUUGAGUUUUGUUGGGUCUGGCAUGUUUGCAUGAUGUUUAGUGCUCAAGGGUCUUCAAGGAACCAUUGCAGUCUCCUUGCAGUUCUUUGUGGUGAUAAAGUUUCUGAUAAUAGACCGAAGCAGUCAGAUUCUGAUGAUAAGCCCAGAUUCCCCUUUCCAGAGCUUGCUUCUUCAGGGCGCAUCGAGGUUCAGCUUCUGAACAACCCUAGCGUUGAUGAGUUCCGGCGGGUUCUUGAAUCUUUAGAGCCAAAUAUUGUUUACUUGCAAGGAGAGCAGACUGCAGAUAGCGAAGAAAUUGGCUCUCUGGUUUGGGGAUAUGUUGACUUGUCCACUCCAGAAGCCUUAUGCGGACUCUUUGGUUCCACAUUGCCCACCACUGUUUAUUUAGAGACCCCCAAUGGUGACAAAUUGGCAGAGGCACUUCACUCCAAGGGAGUCCCUUAUGUUAUAUAUUGGAAAAAUACAUUCUCGUUUUAUGCAGCCUGCCAUUUUCGUCAAGCACUGUUAUCGGUGAUACAAAGUUCAUGUAGCCAUACAUGGGAUGCAUUCCAACUUGCCCAUGCUUCUUUUAGACUGUACUGUUUAUGGAACAACAAUAUUGCCUCUUCUAAUAGUCAGAAACAAAGUGUUAAGCCAGGACCACGUCUGCUCGGGGAGCCUCCCAAGAUUGAUGUUUCUCAACCAGAGGUAGAUAUGCAAGAGGAAGAAGGCUCUCCUGAAAAUCUUCCCGCCAUAAAGAUAUAUGAUGAUGAUGUGACUAUGAGGUUUCUUGUUUGUGGAUCACCAUGUGAAUUGGAUGCAUUCCUGUUGGGAUCUUUGGAAGAUGGACUUAAUGCCCUCCUGAGCAUAGAAAUACGUGGGAGCAAACUCCAUAACCGUGCAAGUGCUCCACCACCACCUCUUCAGGCGGGGACAUUUUCUCGUGGUGUAGUGACCAUGCGUUGUGAUUUCUCAACCUGUAGUUCGGCUCACAUAUCAUUUUUAGUGUCCGGUAGCGCACAGACUUGUUUUAAUGAUCAGCUUUUGGAGAAUCAUAUAAAAAAUGAGCUUAUCGAGAAGAGUCAGCUCGUCCAUGCACAAUCAAGUUCUGAUGAAAUCAAAUUGCCUUCAUCCGAGCCUCGUAGAUCAGCCUCAAUUGCCUGUGGAGCGAGUGUGUUUGAAGUGUGCAUGAAGGUUCCCACUUGGGCAUCACUGGUUUUGAGGCAACUUGCGCCAGAUGCAUCCUACCGCAGCUUAGUUAUGCUGGGGAUUGCUAGCAUCCAAGGGUUGUCGGUUGCUUCUUUUGAAAAAGAUGAUGCUGAACGGCUGCUUUUCUUUUGCACGAGGCAGGACAAAGAUCCCCUAUGGGCUAGUUCUGUGAUUGCCAGAUCUCCCAGCUGGUUGGUGCCUCCGGCACCUUCUCGUAAAAGAUCAGAGCCAUGUAAGGACACUAAACCUCUAAACUGUACUGUCAUGGAAGGUGUAAAUGGUAAUGCAAGACCAAAACCAAAAUUUGCUGCUAUGAGGCCAAUUCCUCACACACAUCGUCAUAAGAUACUUCCUUUUUCUGGAUUUUCUGAGGCUGAGAGAUACGAUGGUGACCAAGGAAAGGUUAACUUGCCAGUAGUUCCUGUAAAGCAACCUGCUCCUGUUACACAUCGGAAAGCAUUGUCGAGUUCUUAUCAGGCCCAGCAGAUUAUUUCUUUAAAUCCAUUACCUCUUAAGAAACAUGGUUGUGGUAGAGCCCCUAUACAGGUUUGCUCAGAGGAAGAAUUUUUGAGAGAUGUAAUGCAGUUUCUGAUUCUUCGGGGACAUACUCGUCUCGUUCCUCAAGGUGGGUUAGCCGAGUUUCCUGAUGCUAUUCUGAAUGCAAAACGUCUUGACCUUUUUAACUUGUAUAGAGAGGUGGUGUCAAGAGGAGGCUUUCAUGUAGGGAAUGGCAUAAAUUGGAAGGGUCAAGUUUUUUCGAAGAUGCGCAAUCACACAAUGACAAAUAGAAUGACUGGAGUGGGCAACACUCUGAAAAGACAUUAUGAGACUUACCUUCUAGAGUAUGAAUUAGCUCAUGAUGAUGUAGAUGGAGAAUGCUGCCUGUUGUGUCACAGUAGUGCUGCAGGUGACUGGGUAAACUGUGGAAUUUGUGGCGAGUGGGCUCACUUUGGCUGUGAUAGGCGGCAGGGGCUUGGAGCGUUUAAGGAUUAUGCAAAAACAGAUGGGCUGGAGUACGUUUGUCCACACUGUAGCAUCUCAAAUUUCAAGAAGAAACCCCAGAAAACUAUGAAUGGUUAUUGACAAAGCUUUGAUUCACUUUAGAUUCCUCCCGACACUCCCUCCCCCUUCUUUUCCCAACUUAGAAGAAAUAUAUCUCUUUUUGUUUUAUUUUCUUUUUCUUUUUUUUCCUCAAUAUAAUGCAUGAGAUAAGGCACCAUGUUAGGAAUGUAAUUAUUGUAUUGUAUCCCCAUUGUUGUUCUCAUAUAUAUAGAUCAGGCAAUUAACGAGGCUCCCAAUUUUUCCCCAAUAUUUUGUAUUCUACAAAACAGAGAUCAAGAAGAGUAACUGUAGAAUGUAUUCGUAUUUUACUCAAUUAAAGUAACGAGGUAGUUUUUUCCUAGUAGAUUUUGCUCACGGUAUGAAAUGGUUGGAUUUUUUUUUUCUCUGGUUGUUCUCUUCUACCAAGACAAUUAGCACUUUGUCAACAAUAAUUAUCAAACAUUCUGUUUAUUUGGGUUGGGUUGUGUUGACUAUUGGUUGGAUACGAAAGCUCUCAUGUUGUUUUUGGGGAAUUCAGAGGAUCUUGAAUUCAAAUUCAGGUAGACGAAGUCCAUAGUGACAUGGAGGCGAUACCA
This is a messenger RNA of Durio zibethinus, 3553 nucleotides long. RefSeq names its product AT-rich interactive domain-containing protein 4-like. The record is from RefSeq and is a predicted model, not a curated record. Lineage: Eukaryota; Viridiplantae; Streptophyta; Magnoliopsida; Malvales; Malvaceae. Gene Ontology annotation, molecular function: DNA binding.